Molecule: messenger RNA, 1314 nt
Organism: Python bivittatus (Burmese python)
Lineage: Eukaryota; Metazoa; Chordata; Lepidosauria; Squamata; Pythonidae
Gene: TNF
Product: tumor necrosis factor
Biological process (GO): positive regulation of canonical NF-kappaB signal transduction; extrinsic apoptotic signaling pathway via death domain receptors; immune response
Cellular component (GO): membrane; cell surface
Molecular function (GO): cytokine activity; tumor necrosis factor receptor binding
Source: RefSeq, a predicted model, not a curated record
AAGAGCUCCAAGACAUUCGAGCCUCCUCUGAAUAAAGCUGCCGUUGCUUCGAAAAGAAGAGCAGAGAGGAAGAAAGAAAGGCUAACAAGAAAAAAAAAAAGCAAGAACGCAGGAACCUUCCCUCAAGUGAAUCCCAAGGAGGCCACAAGUCAACAGGAACAACUAAAAGAACUCCUCGCCUGCCAGAAUCAGCUACCCGUACUUGCUGCUUUGACUGGUGGCUGAAUUUUCGAAGCAACCCGAAUUGAGGCAGCUGCAUCUGUGAAGCCCACCUGAAUAAAACCAGGAAGCUGCUCUCUUCCUGCCGAAGGAGAAUCCCCUGAGGAACUUUUCACCUUGUCCCCUUAAAGAAUAGUGCACCCUUUUUCUGAAGCACACCCGGCCACAAUGAGUUCUGAGCACUUGGUGCACGAUGUGGAGAAAGGGAGCGUAGUUGUGAUCCGGGAAUCACCCCAGAAAGACAGCCAUUGGAAGUGUCUUAGCAUCUGCUCCUUCUUGCUUCUGAUUGGGGCCAUGGUCGUGUUUGCCCUCUUGCAACUUGGCGCGUUUGGACCGUCCGAAAAGCAGGACUCUAAAACACGUGGAAAUUCAUUUUCUGAACAUCUGCCCGACACAAUGAAAGUGCAAGCCUUGAGGUCUGGAAAACCAGCUGCCCAUGCUGUUGCUUCCUCCUUUCAUGCACCACAACUGAAGUGGACUACAAAUGUGGUCCCUUCCAUUCUGGAGAACGGCAUGACGCUAAAUGAGCAAGACAACUCCCUUAUUGUGCCUUCUGAUGGAUUGUACUUCGUCUACUCUCAGCUCGUAUUCCACAAAGACCACUGCACAAAACCUCUUCUGCUCACCCACAACAUCAGUUGCCUGUCCUCAGAGUUCAACUCUGAGGUGGAAUUGCUAAAAUCCAUUAAGUCUGUCUGUGAGGACACCUCCAGCAGUAAAAAACUGUGGUUUGAAUCUAUUUAUCAAGGGGCUGUCUUCAAGCUGAACAAAGGAGACCGCUUGUGGUCCAAAACAGAUUCCACUGAAUUUCUGGACUUCACUCAAUCAACACAGAUUUAUUUUGGGGUUAUUGCCAUGUAAGAAAAGAUCUCGUGAUACCUAAUUACAACUCCAUGUAUUUCUGCUUUGUGUAUUUCUGCUACUCAUAAAAAAAAAAAAAGCUUCUUUGAGCUUAUAGAGAAGCCCACAAAAAGUUUUUUAAAAAAUCUCACUGCUAAGAUUGAAAAUUUGUCCACUGGCAUAACAGUAUGCUGUAAGAGAAAUGCCUGUGUAGGGAGACAGUAUUAGCACCAUUAUUAUGAGUCACUUUUAAAC